Messenger RNA from Plasmodium gaboni, 1401 nucleotides. RefSeq lists its product as hypothetical. The record is from RefSeq and is a predicted model, not a curated record. NCBI's taxonomy places the organism in Eukaryota, Apicomplexa, Aconoidasida, Haemosporida, Plasmodiidae. The transcript is spliced from 2 exons. Bases 1 to 1401 code for a protein of 466 amino acids.
AUGUUACGAUUGUCUAAUUCGUUUCAUACGGGUUCAUCAACUGCUUCUAAGAAAUGUCAAGGGGGGAAAAAAAUAAAAAACAAAGGAUAUGUAGGGAAAAGAGACAAAGAAUAUAAAGAUGAAAAUAAAGAUGAAACAAAUAAUAAUAAUAAUAAUAAUGAAGAAGGUAAUGUAUGCGAAAAUGGAAAUAUAAAUGAGUCAGAUUAUUUUAAUACUAAUAAUAAAGAUGAAUGUUAUAAAAUUUACGAUAAAAGUAAUACUUAUGAUGAUUACAUUUGUGAUGAUUAUAAUAUAAAUAAUUAUAAUAGUUCAUAUAUUGAACACUUUAAUAAUUCGUUAAAUAAAGAAAAUAAUAUAUUAUACAAAAACAAAAAGAAUUAUUUUAAUGUUAAUAGACCAAGUGUAAUUAAAAAAAAAAUGACAUGUAAUGAAGAAAAGGAAAUGAAGAAUAUAUCCGUGCCCUUAUAUAAUUAUAAAACAAAAGAAAUGAAUGAAUUAUCAUUUGAUAUUUCUAAUUUGAAUAUAUCUCCUAUGAAUAGGAAAUAUAUUAAUAAGAAAACUAGUUUAAAGAGUAUAUGUACAAAUAAUAAUAAAAGAAAUAUAUUAAUUGAUGAUCUAAAAACAAUAAAAAGUGAAAUAGUAGAAUUAAGAAAUGAUAAUAAUACAUGUAAUGAAAAAUUGGUUAAAGAUUUGGUUAUGUAUUCAUUUAGUAACUCAGUUCAAAUGGAUUUAAAAAAAGAAGACAUGUUAAUACAAUAUGAAAAAUAUAAAAAUAAUAAGAAAGAAAAGAAACGAAAACAUAAUAAAAUUUAUAAAAUGAAAUAUAAAAUAUUUAAAAAAAGUGUAUUAUAUUCAAAUUAUUAUGGUCCAGAUAUUAUACAUAUGUUUAAUCAAACGAAAUUAAAUCUGAGUUUUUAUCAAAGGGAAAUUGAUGAUUUCUUGAAUGUUAUAAGGAAUUUACAAAAUAUAGUUCUAAUAGAAAGGGAAAAAUAUAACGAACUUAAAGAAGUGUUGAAAUAUACCACAGAAGAAAUAGAAAAAGAGAACAACAAAUUAUAUGAAGAAUUAAAUACAUAUAAACAAAAAUAUAAUAAAUUAAAAGGUUAUAUAUCAAAUAUUGGAUAUGGAAAUUUAUUUAAUCUAAAGUAUAACGAUGAUAAAAAUAUUAAAUAUAAUAAUAAUAAAGAAAAGAGUUAUAUGGAUUUGGGAAAUUUAUAUGAUAAUGAAUAUAAUGAAGAUAAUUAUGAUUGUAUAGAUAUGGAUAAACAAGUGGAGAAAGAAUAUGAUUAUGUGAUAGUUAAUAAAAAUUUCAAUAUAGGAAAUGAUCAUUGCAAUAAUAAAUAUAUGAAUAGAUCUAGGAAUAGUAAAAAUUCUUCUUUAUUAAAUUAUCUAGAUUUCUAA